AUGAAGAGAAUGUUCUGUAGGGGGAUGUUCUGUAGGGGAAUGUUGAGAAACAUGAGGGUAAUGUUCUGUAAGGGGAUGUUCUGUAGGGGGAUGUUGAGAAACAUGAGGAUAAUGUUCUGUAGGGGGAUUUUGAGAAACAUGAGAAGAAUGUUCUGUAGGGGAAUGUUGAGAAACAUGAAGAUAAUGUUUUGUAGGGUGGUGUUCUGUAGGGGGAUGUUGAGAAACAUGAGGAUAAUGUUCUGUAGGGGGAUGUUGAGAAACAUGAGAAGAAUGUUCUGUAGGGGAAUGUUGAGAAACAUGAGGAUAAUGUUCUGUAGGGGGAUGUUGAGAAACAUGAGGAGAAUGUUCUGUAGGGGGAUGUUCUAUAGGGGGAUGUUGAGAAACAUGAGGAGAAUGUUCUGUAGGGGGAUGUUCUGUAGGGGAAUGUUGAGAAACAUGAAGAGAAUGUUCUGUAGGGGGAUGUUCUGUAGGGGAAUGUUAUGUAGGGGGAUGUUCUGUAGGGGAAAUGUUGAGAAACAUGAGGGUAAUGUUCUGUAAGGGGAUGUUCUGUAGGGGGAUGUUGUGAAACAUGAGGAUAAUGUUCUGUAGGGGGAUUUUGAGAAACAUGAGAAGAAUGUUCUGUAGGGGAAUGUUGAGAAACAUAAAGAUAAUGUUCUGUAGGGGGAUGUUGAGAAACAUGAGAAGAAUGUUCUGUAGGGGAAUGUUGAGAAACAUGAGGAUAAUGUUCUGUAGGGGGAUAUUGAGAAACAUAAGAAGAAUGUUCUGUAGGGGGAUGUUCUGUAGGGGGAUGUUGAGAAACAUGAGGAUAAUGUUCUGUAGGGGAAUGUUCUGUAGGGGGAUGUUGAGAAACAUGAGGAUAAUGUUCUGUAGGGGAAUGUUCUGUAGGGGGAUGUUGAGAAACAUGAAGAGAAUGUUCUGUAGGGGGAUGUUCUGUAGGGGGAUGUUGAGAAACAUGAGGAUAAUGUUCUGUAGGGGGAUGUUCUGUAGGGGAAUGUUGAGAAACAUGAGGAUAAUGUAGAGAAUGCUGAAAGCACUUCAAUCAAUGUUUGAAAUAACCAGAGCUUGAACACACUCUCCCUGAAACUCAGAAAUAUUGUUACAAUGUUACAAAGAUCCUUUUGGGAACCUUGGUUGUUGUGUUGAAAAUGCCCUUAACAAUUUGCAAUGCAUGUGUACAACGGGCUUUUUAUAAUUCUUGGUUCCACUGAGUGGUGACUCUGAGCGAUGCUCAAUUGUAAAGUUAAGUACAAAUCCUCUUAAUGUGUAGGGUAGGGUGUAAAUGCACAUGUAAAUUGCCCUAUAUAAAAUGCAGUGAGAAUAUAUAUCAAGAGUGUGAUCAAAACAUAUAAUACAGCAGUUUGGAGAUAACAUUAUCUGAAUGAAUUCUAGCCGCAAUGAUAGAUACAGCUAUACUCUGUUUGCUUGACCUGCUUCUGAGAUUGCCUGGAUAGUGGAAUGUUCUGCUUCAACUAUCAGCACACUGCAGCAUGGUCAUCUAAAACCCAGACUGUCUCUGUCAUGGUUCUCUAAAACCCAGACCAUCUCUGUCUUGGUCAUCUAAAACCCAGACCGUCUCUGUCUUGGUCAUCUAAAACCCAGAAUGUCUCUGUCUUGAUUCUCUAAAACCCAGACUGUCUCUGUCUUGGUCAUCUAAAUCCCAGACUGUCUCUGUCUUGGUUCUCUAAAACCCAGACUGUCUCUGUCAUGGUUCUCUAAAACCCAGACUGUCUCUGUCUUGGUCAUCUAAAUCCCAGACUGUCUCUGUCUUGGUUCUCUAAAACCCAGACUGUCUCUGUCAUGGUUCUCUAAAACCCAGACUGUCUCUGUCUUGGUCCUCUAAAACCCAGACUGUCUCUGUCUUGGUCAUCUAAAUCCCAGACUGUCUCUGUCUUGGUUCUCUAAAACCCAGACUGUCUCUGUCAUGGUUCUCUAAAACCCAGACCGUCUCUGUCAUGGUCCUCUAAAACACAGACUGUCUCUGUUUUGGUCCUCUAAAACCCAGACUGUCUCUGUCUUGGUCCUCUAAAACCCAGACUAUCUCUGUCUUGGUCCUCUAAAACCCAGACUGUCUUUGUCUUGGUCCUCCAAAACCCAGACUGUCUCUGUUUUGGUCCUCUAAAACCCAGACUGUCUCUGUCUUGGUCCUCUAAAACCCAGACUGUCUCUGUCUUGAUUCUCUAAAACCCAGACUGUCUCUGUCUUGGUCCUCUAAAACCCAGACCAUCUCUGUCUUGGUCAUCUAAAACCCAGACCGUCUCUGUCAUGGUUCUCUAAAACACAGACUGUCUCUGUCUUGGUCCUCUAAAACCCAGACUGUCUUUGUCUUGGUCCUCCAAAACCCAGACUGUCUCUGUCUUGGUCCUCUAAAACCCAGACUGUCUUUGUCUUGGUCCUCCAAAACCCAGACUGUCUCUGUUUUGGUCCUCUAAAACCCAGACUGUCUCUGUCUUGGUCCUCUAAAACCCAGACUGUCUCUGUCUUGAUUCUCUAAAACCCAGACUGUCUCUGUCUUGGUCCUCUAAAACCCAGACCAUCUCUGUCUUGGUCAUCUAAAACCCAGACCGUCUCUGUCAUGGUUCUCUAAAACACAGACUGUCUCUGUCUUGGUCCUCUAAAACCCAGACUGUCUCUGUCUUGAUUCUCUAAAAGCCAGACCGUCUCUGUCUUGAUUCUCUAAAACCCAGACCGUCUCUGUUUUGGUCCUCUAAAACCCAGACUGUCUCUGUCUUGGUCCUCUAAAACCCAGACUGUCUCUGUCUUGGUUCUCUAAAACCCAGACUGUCUGUGUGAGUGACAGAGCACAAUAGAAAUGCCAUUAGUCCACAGUGUUCCAAUCUUAUUGGGAAUUGAGUACAUUGAGGAAAAGCAAGGGGGAUGAGUGGGUAGGAUUAACUAAGGCCACCCAGGAAAACACACUGUCAGCUCCAAGAGGUACUGCAGGAGUCUGUUAGUGAUAGCCACAUGUCUGAAGUGGAAUAAAUAUGGCUUUUCUGCUGACUAGUCAUAGAGAGUAAACUGAUAUAAAUAGAAACAGAAAACCUAGUGGACACCCAAGAUAACAGCAAACAGGAAUAUACUGUGGAAUCCAAGAGGAAGAAGAGGUGGAAUAGCUGGGAUACUAAUCCAAAAGGAAGAUGAUGGAUAGCUGUGAUACUAAUCCAAGAGGAAGAAGAGGUGGAAUAGCUGGGAUACUAAUCCAAGAGGAAGAAGAGGUGGAAUAGCUGUGAUACUAAUCCAAGAGGAAGAAGAGGUGGAAUAGCUGGGAUACUAAUCCAAGAGGAAGAAGAUGGAUAGCUGGGAUCCUAAUCCAAGAGGAAGAAGAUGGAUAGCUGUGAUACUAAUCCAAAAGGAAGAAGAUGGAUAGCUGGGAUACUAAUCCAACAGGAAGAAGAAGUGGAAUAGCUGGGAUACUACAGUACAUUGUACAAUCUUUGAAAAAAGGGGCUCCAAAAGGGUUCUUCAGCUGUCCCCAUAGGAGAACCCUUUUUGGUUCCAGGAAGAACUCUUUAGGUUCCAUGUAGAACCCUUUCCACAGAGCCCACUGGGCACACUAGUUGAAUCAACGUUGUUUCAACGUCAUUUAAAUGAAAUGACAUUAAACCAACGUGGAAUAGAUGUUGAAUUGAUGUUGUAGGCUCUGCCCAAAUUUAUGUGUUCUCUGUCACCUGGAGCUGCAUGGAAAAUGGUCCAGGAACAAAAAGAUAAUGCCCAAGGACUAGUCAGCCCUUCCCCCUCUGAGGGGUCAAAAUGUAUCUCUCUGUUACAGUAUCCAGAUGACUGACUAUUGUGAUAGACUGAUACGACAGUAUCCAUGGCUGGUAUCUAUCUGAAACUUGUUCACUGAGGAUAACUCUGGUGCUAUCUACAUAUAUAUAUAUAUUAUCUCUGUGGUUACUGUACAGGGUGAACUCUGAAUUACUAUAUGCAAAAGAGGUUUUAUGGUCCUCUCAGGAAUUCUGUCUUACUUACAUUUGUCUCAUCUCCCACACAAGCUCUUAGAUGUUGUGGCACCCUGUGGAGAUUGGGCCUGGGAGUGUUUAGGUUACUGUAAACUUGGUAUUGUUUGAUUGGUCAAUGGUGGUUGGUUUUGGGUUGAAAGGUUACACCUUCAGAUGUCAUGAAUGGAAUGAAAAGCCUUUGAUAUCUCUCUUAUCCUGUAUCCAGUCCAUAGAGGAAGGUUGUACGAUCAAUUCUCAUUUCCUAGACUUCAAGGCCUCUGGCCUAGUAAGCAUCUCUUUGUUCAUGCUUUGUCUUCUAAGUUAACCUGAGGAUCUAUAUGCCUAGAAGUAUGCUUUGUAAUGCUUCUUAAUGCUUUGUAACUUGACCUUUAUGCCUUGUAUGUGAAUCCCAUUCAUUGUACAAUGUUAAUUAAAUAUCUGCCUUUGACAUAGACAAUUCUCAGACCAAUUCUUGCUAGUCAAUGUCAACUCAUUGCCUAAUGCUUAGUUGUAUAUUUUAAUAAUCUUUAUAGAGACAGAUUAGCAUUUUAAUAGGCUAAUUGCUUAGUCUUAUUAUGAGUAGCAUAUAUACACUAUAUAUACAAAAGUAUGUGGACACCCCUUCAAAUUAGUGGAUUCGGCUAUUUCAGCCACACCCCAUUGCUGACAGGUGUAUACAAUCGAGCACACAGCCACGCAAUCUCCAUUGACAAACAUUGGCAGUAGAAUCGCCUUACUGAAGAGCUCAGUGAUUUUCAACGUGGCACCGUCAUAGGAUGCCACCUUUCCAACAAGUCAGUCCAUUUUAGAAUAAGUCUGUAACGUAACAAAAUGUGGAAAAAGUCACAGGGUCUGAAUACUUUCCCGAAUGCACUGCAUAUACAAAAGGGUACAUACCAAAAGGGUUCUACCUGGAACCAAAAAUAGUUAUUCAAAAGGGUGCUCCUAUGGGGACAGCCGAAGAACCCUUCCAAAUAGCACCUUUUUUUCUAAGAGUGUAUGUCCAGGAACAGCUGAAUGUGCCUUAUCUGCUUACUAGUCAGGGGGAGCACAUGGAGAAAGAGCAGAAAUAGAACCACGCCGUUAGGCUCUCAUCUUCAGCAUCAUUAAAGUGAGAGAUCUGUACUCAACUUCGGCAUCAUUAAUGUGAGAGAUCUGUACUCAACUUCGGCAUCAUUAAUGUGAGAGAUCUGUACUCAACUUCAGCAUUAUCAAUGUGAGAGAUCUGUACUCAACGUCAGCAUUAUCAAUGUGAGAGAUCUGUACUCAACUUCAGCAUCAUUCAUGUGAGAGAUCUGUACUCAACUUCAGCAUCAUUAAUUUGAUAGAUCUGUACUCAAUGUCAGCAUCAUUAAUGUCAGAGAUCUGUACUCAACUUCAGCAUCAUCAACGUGAGAGAUCUGUACUCAACUUCAGCAUAAUCAAUGUGAGAGAUCUGUACUCAACUUCAGCAUAAUCAAUGUGAGAGAUCUGUACUCAACUUCAGCAUAAUCAAUGUGAGAGAUCUGUACUCAACUUCAGCGUCAUUAAUUUCAGAGCUCUGUACUCACUUUAAAUUCCAGUCAAUAGGCUAAACUCAUAUUAUGAAGCUCAUUUUGGAUUCAACAAAUAAAUAAAAUAAUAAUAUUGAUCACAACUUUAAUAAGAGCAAUAGAAACAGGGAGCUGGUGUGGAUAAUGAUGUAGAUGGUGUGGAUAAUGAUGUAGAUGGUGUGGAUAAUGAUGUAGAUGGUGUGGAUAAUGUGUGGUGUGGUGUGUGUGGAUAAUGAUGUGAUGGUGUGGAUAAUGAUGUAGAUGGUGUGGAUAAUGUGUUUGGAAUGAUGUAGCUGGUGUGGAUCCUGCUUUGGAUUGUGGGUAGAUGGUGUGCUAUGCUGUGCUGGUGUGGCUCUGCUGUGCUGGUGUGGUGGUGGUGUGAUAAUGCUGUAGAUGGUGUGGCUGAUGGGCUGUGGUGGUGUGGCUAUGCUGUAGCUGGUGUGGCUAUGCUGGCUGGUGUGGCUCCUGCUGUGCUGGUGUGGCUCCUGCUGUCGCUGGUGUGGCUCCUGCUGUCGCUGGUGUGGCUCCUGCUGUCGCUGGUGUCGCUGCUGUCGCUGGUGUGGCUCCUGCCGUCGCUGGUGUGGCUCUGCUGUCCUGUGUGUGGCUCCUGCUGUCGCUGGUGUGGCUCCUGAUGUUAGUGGUGUGGCUCCUGCCGUCGCUUGUGUAGAUACUGAUGUAGCUGGUGUGGAUCCUGAUGUCGGUCACUGAUGUAGCUGGUGUGGAUAAUGAUGUAGCUGGUGUGGAUAAUGAUGUAGCUGGUGUGGAUAAUGAUGUAGCUGGUGUGGAUAAUGAUGUAGCUGGUGUGGAUAAUGAUGUAGGUAAUUAUGUAGCUGGUGUGGAUAAUGAUGUAGCUGGUGUGGAUAAUGAUGUAGCUGGUGUGGAUAAUGAUGUAGCUGGUGUGGAUAAUGAUGUAGCUGGUGUGGAUAAUGAUGUAGAUGGUGUGGAUAAUGAUGUAGAUGGUGUGGAUAAUGAUGUAGAUGGUGUGGAUAGUGUGGAUAUGAUGUAGAUGGUGUGGAUAAUGAUGUGGAUGGUGUGGAUAUGAUGUGGAUGGUGUGGAUAUGAUGUGAUGGUGUGGAUACUGAUGUCGAUGGUGUGGAUACUGCUGUGAUGGUGUGGCUCAUGCUGUGCUGGUGUGGAUCUGUGUGGCUGGUGUGGCUACAUGCUGUUGGAUGGUGUGGACUCAUGCUGUCGUGGUGUGGCUCCUGCUGUCGCUGGUGUGGCUCCUGCUGUGCUGGUGUGGCUAUGCUGUCGCUGGUGUGCUGGUGUGCUGAUUGUCGCUGGUGUGGCUAUGCGUAGCUGUGUGGUCUGCUGUGCUGGUGUGGACUACUGCAUGUAGCUGGUGUGGAUAUGAUGUAGAUGGUGUGGAUAAUGAAGUAGAUUGUGUAGAUAAUGAUGUAGCUGGUGUGGAUACUGAUGUAGGUAAUGAUGUAGCUGGUGUGGAUAAUGAUGUCGCUGGUGUGGAUAAUGAUGUAGCUGGUGUGGAUAAUGAUGUAGCUGGUGUGGAUAAUGAUGUAGCUGGUGUGGAUAAUGAUGUAGGUAAUGAUGUAGCCGUGUGGAUAAUGAUGUAGCUGGUGUGGAUAAUGAUGUAGCUGGUGUGGAUAAUGAUGUAGCUGGUGUGGAUAAUGAUGUAGAUGGUGUGGAUAAUGAUGAAGAUGGUGUGGAUAAUGAUGUAGAUAAUGAUGUAGAUGGUGGGGAUAAUGAUGUAGAUGGUGGGGAUAAUGAUGUAGAUGGUGGGGAUAAUGAUGUAGAUGGUGGGGAUAAUGAUGUAGAUGGUGGGGAUAAUGAUGUAGCUGGUGUGGAUAAUGAUGUGGAUGGUGUGGAUAAUGAUGAAGAUGGUGUGGAUAUGAUGUAGAUGGGGUGGAUAAUGAUGAAGAUGGUGUGGUAUGGUGUGUGGUGUGGAUCUGCAGUGCUGGUGUGGCUAAUGAUGUGGCUGGUGUGGCUCCUUCUGUGAUGGUGUGGCUCUUAUGUCGCUGGGGUGGUCCUGCUGUGCGUGCUGUCGUCUGGUGUGGCUCCUGUGGUAGAUGGUGUGGUUAGCGUCGGUGGUGUGGUCCUGAUGUCGCUGGUGUGGCCCUGCUGUCGGUGGUGUGGUAUGAAGUGCGGUGCGUGGUGGUGUGAAAUAUGAGUAGAGGUGUGGAUAAUUUGUAGAUGGGGUGGAGUAGAGAUGGGUGCAUGUGUAGAUGGGUUGGAUAUGUGUAGGUAAUGAUGUAGAUAAUGAUGCAGAUGGUGUGGAUAAUGAAGUAGAUGGUGUGGAUAAUGAUUAUUAUUAUUAUGAUUAUUAUUUAGAUGGUGGGGAUACUGAUGUAGAUGGUGGGGAUAAGUGAUGACGAGAGAGAAAGAUCUUGUUCACAGGUGACUCAUGCCUCAUGUUUACAUACACAUUCUUGUGAAAAGUUCAACAUAACCAAUCAGUUAUUCAAAAUAAGUUUUGCCAUGUUGUUAACUCCAAUAACACUGAUAAGGUCUCAUCCUUAAUUAGAUUCAACUCAUAAAAUGGAAUAUCUGCAAUCAAGAAGUUGUGUGCAUCAGCCUGACUUGUGUUUAUUUGAAGGAUCUUUAAAUCUUCCCAUUAAUAUGCUGAAGCAGUGCUUUCAUAGAUUAUUUUUGAGUGCCAGAUAAUUACUUCAGAUAAAAUAUGUCCACUCAAUCUCAUCUUCAUUAAUAAAGCGUGAAAAGUGUGAUUUAGGGUAUCAAUAAAAAUUUGAAAAAAAAUAAUACUUUCACUUUUUCAUAUGACUUUUCUUUGGAAUUCACAGAAACGAGCACCAUAACGCAUCAUUUGGUAUCAGGUUGUGACUAACAGCGAUACGUUAUAUGAGUUCUAAGUAAGAAAGAUUACCCACUUUAUUUAUUUCUAAGUAACAGCUCCUAUGUGAGAAUGCUUUUCAUUGACUACAGCUCAGCGUUCAACACCAUAGUGCCCAAAAAGCUCAUCACUAAGCUAAGGACCGUGGGAAUAAAAACCUCCCUCUGCAACUGGAUCCUGGACUUCCUGACGGGCCGCCCCCAGGAGGUAAGGGUAGGUAACAACACAUCUGCCACGCUGAUCCUCAACACGGGGGCCCCUCAGGGGUGCAUGCUCAGUCCCCUCCUGUACUCCCUGUUCACCCAUGACUGCAUGGCCAGGCACGACACCAUCAUUAAGUUUGCCGACGACACAACAGUUGUAGGCCUGAUUACCGACAACGAUGAGACACCCUAUAGGGAGGAGAUCAGAGACCUGGCCGUGUGGUGCCAGGAUAACAACCUCUCCCUCAACGUGAUCAAGACAAAGGAGAUGAUUGUGGACUACAGGAAAAAGAGGACCAAGCACGCCCCCAUUCUCAUCGACGGGGCUGUAUUGGAGCAGGUUGACAGCGUCAAGUUCCUUGGUGUCCACAUCACCAACAAACUAUCAUGUUCCAAACACACCAAGACAGUCGUGAAGAGGGCACGACAAAGCCUAUUCCACCUCAGGAGACUGAAAAGAUUUGGCAUGGGUCCUCAGAUGCUCAAAAGGUUGUACAGCUGCACCAUCGAGAGCAUCCUGACUGGUUGCAUCACUGCCUGGUAUGGCAACUGCUCGGCCUCCGACCGCAAGGCACUACAGAGGGUAGUGUGUACGGCCCAGUACAUCACUGGGGCCAAGCUUCCUGCCAUCCAGGACCUCUAUACCAGGCGGUGUCAGAGGAAGGCCCUAAUAAUUGUCAAAGACUCCAGCCACCCUAGUCAUAGACUGUUCUCUCUGCUACCGCACGGCAAGCGGUACCGGAGCGCCAAGUCUAGGUCCAAAAGGCUUCUUAACAGCUUCUACCCCCAAGCCAUAAGACUCCUGAACAGGUAAUUAAAUGGCUACCCGGACUAUUUGCAUUGUGUCCUCCACCGUGCCUUUAAACAGCUUGGAAAAUGUCAGCUUUAUGUAAUGUCUUUAGAAGCUUCUGAUAGGCUAAUUGACAUCAUUUGAGUUAAUUGGAUGUGUACAUGUGGAUGUAUUUCAAGGCCUACGUUCAAACUCAGUGCCUCUUUGCUUGACAUCAUGGGAAAAUCAAAAGAAAUCAGCCAAGACCUCAGAAAAGAAAUUGUAUACCUCCACAAGUCUGGUUCAUCCUUGGGAGCAAUUUCCAAACGCCUGAAGGUACCACAUUCAUCUGUACAAACAAUAGUACGCAAGUAUAAACACCAUGGGACCACGCAGCCGUCAUACCGCUCAGGAAGGAGACGCAUUCUGUCUCCUAGAGAUGAACGUACUUUGGUGCGAAAAGUGCAAAUCAAUCCCAGAACAACUGCAAAGGACCUUGUGAAGAUGCUGGAGGAAACAGGUACAAAAGUAUCUAUAUCCACAGUAAAACGAGUCCUAUAUCGACAUAACCCUAACCUGAAAGGCCGCUCAGCAAGGAAGAAGCCACUGCUCCCAAACCACCAUAAAAAAGCCAGACUACGGUUUGCAACUGCACAUGGGGACAAAGAUCGUACUUUUUGGAGUAAUGUCCUCUGGUCUGAUGAAACAAAAAUAGAACUGUUUGGCCAUAAUGAUCAUCGUUAUGUUUGGAGGAAAAAGGGGAUAGCUUGCAAGCCGAAGAACACCAUUCCAACCGUAAAGCACGGGGGUGGCAGCAUCAUGCUGUGGGGGUGCUUUGCUGCAGGAGGGACUGGUGCACAUCACAAAAUAGAUGGCAAAUUCUGACCCACUGGAAUCGUGAUACAGUGAAUUAUAAGUGAAAUAAUCUGUCUGUAAACAAUUGUUGGAAAAAUUACUUGUGUCAUGCACAAAGUCGAUGUCCUAACUGACUUGCCAAAACUAUAGUUUGUUAACAAGAAAUGUGUGGAGUGGUUGAAAAACUAGUUUUAAUGACUCCAACCUACAGUGUAUGUAAACUUCCGACUUCAACUGUACAUGUACAUAUUACCUCAAUUACCUCGACUAACCGGUGCCCCCGCACAUUGACUCUGUACCGGUACCCCCUGUAUAUAGCCUCGCCUAGCCUAUUUUUACUGUUAUUUUACUGCUUUUAUUUUUUAAAACUUAUUUAUUGUUUACUUAAGACAUAUUUCUCUUAAAACUGCAUUGUUGGUUUGGUCUUGUAAGUAAGCAUUUCACUGUAAGGUCAACACCUGUUGUAUUCGGAGCAUGUGACAAAUAACAUUUUGAUUUGAUUUACAUACACCCAAUUUGUAAGUUGCUCUGGAUAAGAGCGUCUGCUAAAUGACGUAAAUGUAAAUGUAAAUGUAUUUUGAUUUGAUUUGAUUAGGGAUCUAGAUGAUUGCCAUGUUAUCUAGCAGAGGAAGGAAUUAAAAUAACAUUUCCUGUUUUUCCUGCCUUCAUUUGAUAUUGUUUAUAUCUCUAAAAGAACCAAUUCAGUGUGUUAAAGUUAAACCUUCCCAUCCUAUCCAGGCUUCACCGUCUGGGCCCUGCAGCAGUGCUGACCUUAUAACACACUGCAUGCCUGUGCAUAGAUAUUGGAGUUAACAACCUUUCACCUAAAUGAAAUGUGCUAGCAAAACCAACAGCGGCGCUUGGUGAACUGUGCGCCUCAGAGGUGAAUUUCAUCACACAGGAUUACCUUACCUUAAUUUAUCCGUUCCGGCUUUGUAUCUGGAGACUCGGGCCAUCAACAAGGGUAGGGACACUGCAUCCAGCCAGCGCUUCUCAUACUUUGGUUCAUUAGCCGAGGGUGAGGAGGGCGAGGAUGGAGCCUACAUGGUACAAGUCAAGAAGGCAGUGAGGGUCUCCUCUCAUUCACUGGCUAGGUCACUAUGAUCAUUAUGCAUUGGAAAACAACAACGUCCUACUUUCAGUCCUUUUGCACUUGAAAGGAUGAUAUCCUUGUUGCUUCCUAGAUACCGUACGCUAUUCAUUAUUAGAGAUCAUUAUGGUUACCUAGCGAGCACCCCUUUUACUUACUGUGUCCUGGGAUUUCACAAUGGCAUUUCUCUACAAGUCAAUCGCAGCACCUGGGCACAUACUCUUGCACAAAUAAUUUGCUUUGCCUCCCCUCUGAGCAAAUCAAAGGCUAUAACCAAUUAUGGCUACUUUUAAGAGCAAACGAUUCUCCCUUUGUCAGUUUAUGUAGAGACCAAUGCUCAAUAAUUACACUUGACUUUCGAGUUGUGCUGCGCAACGGAGUGGUAAAGACGACAAGAAAUGGAAUACUAUCUGCACGUCAACACGGAUUAGAGUGACGAGGUAUCAGUUUUCACCAAGGACCUGGGAAACAAGAGCUAAGCUGCCACUCUUGUCCUUCAUAUCAUUCACUCUUCCAUAGCUCGUGAUAUUUCUGAGACGACAAAAGACCAAAGCGCAAUUAUUUGGAGCAUGUAAAUGAAUCAAUAGGAAGCUGUCCUGGGGACAAUGAAAGGAAAACACUGUCAAUCAUUUCAAUGGCAACGCCACCUACAGGAGAUGACAAGCUUAGAGAAUUAUAAUCACCUGCAGGCAAGCAAACAAGAAUGCUAAAGGAGGGGAAAAUAGGAGGAAAUAUUGUCUGGGUUAAGCAUUUUGUGUUAACUAUGCAAUUAUGGAGCACUAUGUUUUCCCACCAGCAGUGUCAUCUACUCACUUAGAAAAAAAGGGUUCCAAAAGGAUUCUUUGGCUGUCCCCAUAGGAGAACCCUUUUUCGUUCCAGGUAGAAUCAUUUUUGGUUCCAGGUAGAACCCUUUUGGUUCCAGGUAGAACCCUUUUGGGUUCCAGGUAGAACCCUCUGUGGAAAGGGUUCUACAUGGAACCCAAAUGAGUCCUACCUGGAACCAAAAAGGGAUCUUCAAAGGGUUCUCUUAUGGGGACAUGAAUCUUUUUUUGUACCUGCUUUAGUUGCAGAGAGAAUCAGAUCAAUAAAGGCCACUUCACCGUUGGUUUCAGUAUCUAGUCUACAUGGUGCAACGCUGUUUACUGUAUUAUGUCAUUCUGUAGAAGAAACCAAACAAACUAAAACAUGACUGUCAUUUCAGUCCUACUUUCUCACUAUGAAAAACACUUGGAUGCAUAAUCGAUACUGCGUGGAAAAAUACCACGAAUAAAAACAAACGCUUUGAGAAAAAUGAAACAAAAUACACUGGUGUUAGCCUCCUACUCUCCUGAUAAUGUAGCAUCUAAUUUGACUGGAGCAGUUUGUUGUAGCUUGAAGCUUUUGUAUGUUUUUGACCUCAUGAGGGUAUUUUUUUUGGGUGAGGAAAUUGACCAGCUAAUUGUGUUUGUCAGCCACCUGCCCUCUCAGCCUCAGAAUUUACUGUAGAGAACCCAGCCAUCUGAUCCAUUAUGAGAACCCAGCCAGCUGAUCCAUUAUGAGAACCCAACCAGCUGAUCCAUUAUGAGAACCCAGCCAGCUGAUCCAUUAUGAGAACCCAACCAGCUGAUCCAUUAUGAGAACCCAGCCAGCUGAUCCAUUAUGAGAACCCAACCAGCUGAUCCAUUAUGAGAACCCAACCAGCUGAUCCAUUAUGAGAACCCAGCCAGCUGAUCCAUUAUGAGAACCCAGCCAGCUGAUCCAUUAUGAGAACCCAACCAGCUGAUCCAUUAUGAGAACCCAGCCAGCUGAUCCAUUAUGAGAACCCAACCAGCUGAUCCAUUAUGAGAACCCAACCAGCUGAUCCAUUAUGAGAACCCAGCCAGCUGAUCCAUUAUGAGAACCCAGCCAGCUGAUCCAUUAUGAGAACCCAGCCAGCUGAUCCAUUAUGAGAACCCAGCCAGCUGAUCCAUUAUGAGAACCCAGCCAGCUGAUCCAUUAUGAGAACCCAGCCAGCUGAUCCAUUAUGAGAACCCAGCCAGCUGAUCCAUUAUGAGAACCCAGCUAGCUGAUCCAUUAUGUCACAGUAAGUCAAACCUGACUUGUUUAUGCAUAGGUAAGCAUGUGUCAGAGUAUAUUCUCCCAGAGUUUAAAUGAACACGUGAGUGCAGUGAUAGUGCAGUGAAUACAAUGAUAAUGCUGUUAAUACAGUGAUACUACAUUUAAUACAGUGAUACUGCAGUGAUACUGCAGCGAAUACAGUGAUCACACCGAUAAUGCAGUUAAUACAGUGAUAAUGCAGUGAUAAUGCUGUGAUACUGCAGUUAAUAUGACGAUAAUGCUGUGAUAGUGCAGUGAAUACAGUGAUAAUGCAAUCCACAGAGCUCAGUGCUCCAGGGUUGACAUUCUCUAGCUGUUCUGGAAGAUGACAAUAGACUGAAUAGACACAGGGCAGAUUUCCUCUAAAAAGGGGCCUUCUGACGUCCUGCCCGCUCAUGCUAAAUAUUUCAUGUUCAAAGACUAUCAGGGAAUUAAGUAUUUUGAGAAUUGAAUCCGCUGCACUCAUUCAUAAUAAAGCUUAUGGUCAGUCAGGUGUCCAUACUGGAGAUUACAAUUUUGGUUUCAAUCAGGUGUGAAUAUAUAGAUAGCCUUUGCAAGAAGGUCCAUUUGCAUGGCAGGAAAUGUGCAUGCUGGCAAAAGAUUCUGCAGUGUUUUAGACCAGGAACAUUCAAAUCACUGUGAAGAAUGUAGAAUGGGAAACCACACACAAUCUAGCUGCAAGACAAGGAGCAAUUGGCCAGUAAAAAUGAUCUGAUUAUGUGUUUCAGUAAACAGUGCAUGUAGAUCUCCAUUAAGAUAUUUAAGCGGCUAAAUAUUUGUGAAGCAUUUACCAACAGUCUCGGUUUCAAUACUACACUCUGUUUCCCCUACGCCAUUAGAUCACAGAUGAGAUCAAGAUGUUGUUCAGGGAGACAGGUCUCAGGAGAGUGAUGUUACUAUGAAAAGCUAAGGUAGAUUAAACUAGCUGACACCAUCUGCUGCACCCACCUCACUUCAAACUCCUGCUUUUACCGUGGAAACCUCUGCAGCUGAGAAACAUCCUGCUGUUACCGUGGAAACCUCUGCAGCUGAGAAACAUCCUGCUGUUACCGUGGAAACCUCUGCAGCUGAGAAACAUCCUGCUGUUACCGUGGAAACCUCUGCAGCUGAGAAACAUCCUGCUGUUACCGUGGAAACCUCUGCAGCUGAGAAACAUCCUGCUGUUACCGUGGAAACCUCUGCAGCUGAGAAACAUCCUGCUUUUACCGUGGAAACCUCUGCAGCUGAGAAACAUCCUGCUUUUACCGUGGAAACCUCUGCAGCUGAGAAACAUCCGCUAAAUGGUGUGAUUCACAUGGGAUCGCUGUAGCAUGUAGGCUACCUAUCCGCUCUGGGAUUCCAUAUGAGGGGUCACAACAGUUUCCUGUACUCUAAUGUAGUCCCUGUCAUACCCACUAAUACUACAGCAUCUGGAGCUGUUAUGAACAGGGGCGACAGUACUUCAGGGCUGAGGAAGGCAACGUCACUUUGCCAUGCUAAGAUCACUCUGACUAGCUGCCAUCUACAUCAUUGGCUCACUGCCAAGUGAUUAUGGUUGUAGCAAUGCUUUGUUUACUCCAAGCAUUAUGCUUAAAUCUUGCUAUGGGGUCACUGUAGGAUUCCCUUCAACUGUCAACUUCCAUCCUCGUCUCCUCUCCAGACAUCAAAUCCUCAAACCAGGUAUUGGGAGAUUUCUCAAAUUGUCAGUUUGUAUUAGUGUCACAUUAAUGCAUGAUACUGGAAUCACAAGCACAUUUAAUGUAAGAAAAACAAUGCCAUUUCAUAAAGGUUUACUUACUGUGUUGUUAGAAUUCCCAUUUAAAUGUAAACCACUGUCAAAUAGAGGUGAAGAUACUCUUCUACUUUGAUCAGCGGGUGGUACAGGGGAGCCUGAAAACCAUGAGAGUAAAUGUUAUAUUGUUGAAACAUGAAAUACUUCAUUCGCUCAGCCUCAGAAUCAACCUCAGAAUCAGUCUCAAUCUCAGAAUUAGUCUCAGAAUCAGUCUCAGAAUCAUUCUCAGCCUCAGAAUCAUCCUCAGACUCAGAAUCAGCCUCAGAAUCAGGCUCAGAAUCAGCCUCAGAAUCAGCCUUUGUCUCAGAAUCAUUCUCAGCCUCAGAAUCAGCCUUAGCCUCAGAAUCAGUCUCAGCCUGAGAAUCAGCUUUAGCCUCAGCCUCAGAAUCACCUUCAUUGGCCAGGUUCAUGUACAUAUACUUAGACAGAACAUAUAGACAGAAUAUAUAGAUACAUAGAAUAUAUAUAGACAGAACAUAUAGACAGAAUAUAUAGAUACAUUGAAUAUAUAUAGACAGAACAUAUAGACAGAAUAUAUAGAUACAUCGAAUAUAUAUAGACAGAACAUAUAGACAGAAUAUAUAGGUAUAUAGAAUGUAUAGACGAUAAACAUAGUAUACAGUAUAGAGACAGCAUUGUUGCCGCAAUCCACAAGUUCACUAACAAAAACAAAAAACACAUAAGCAGCAACCAAACACCACGACUGGCUCUCUGGGGACCUCAGGUAUCAGAACACCACGACUGGCUCUCUGGGCACCUCAGGUAUCAGAACACCACGACUGGCUCUCUGGGCACCUCAGGUAUCAGAACACCACGACUGGCUCUCUGGGCACCUCAGGUAUCAGAACACCACGACUGGCUCUCUGGGCACCUCAGGUAUCAGAACACCACGACUGGCUCUCUGGGGACCACAGGUAUCAGAACACCACGACUGGCUCUCUGGGCACCUCAGGUAUCAGAACACCACGACUGGCUCUCUGGGGACCUCAGGUAUCAGAACACCACGACUGGCUCUCUGGGCACCACAGGUAUCAGAACACCACAACUGGCUCUCUGGGCACCACAGGUAUCAGAACACCACGACUGGCUCUCUGGGCACCACAGGUAUCAGAACACCACGACUGGCUCUCUGGGCACCUCAGGUAUCAGAACACCACGACUGGCUCUCUGGGCACCUCAGGUAUCAGAACACCACGACUGGCUCUCUGGGGACCACAGGUAUCAGAACACCACGACUGGCUCUCUGGGGACCACAGGUAUCAGAACACCACGACUGGCUCUCUGGGCACCUAGGUAUCAGAACACCACGACUGGCUCUCUGGGGACCACAGGUAUCAGAACACCACGACUGGCUCUCUGGGGACCACAGGUAUCAGAACACCACGACUGGCUCUCUGGGCACCACAGGUAUCAGAACACCACGACUGGCUCUCUGGGCACCUCAGGUAUCAGAACACCACGACUGGCUCUCUGGGGACCACAGGUAUCAGAACACCACGACUGGCUCUCUGGGCACCACAGGUAUCAGAACACCAUGACUGGCUCUCUGGGCACCUCA
Molecule: messenger RNA, 16595 nt
Organism: Coregonus sp. 'balchen'
Lineage: Eukaryota; Metazoa; Chordata; Actinopteri; Salmoniformes; Salmonidae
Source: the annotation of a GenBank genome assembly